Molecule: messenger RNA, 1649 nt
Organism: Plectropomus leopardus (leopard coralgrouper)
Lineage: Eukaryota; Metazoa; Chordata; Actinopteri; Perciformes; Serranidae
Gene: ddo
Product: D-aspartate oxidase
Biological process (GO): D-amino acid catabolic process; L-aspartate catabolic process
Cellular component (GO): cytoplasm
Molecular function (GO): D-aspartate oxidase activity; FAD binding
Source: RefSeq, a predicted model, not a curated record
CAGGUUUUUAUCGAGCUUAUUUCUUUAGUGACAUUCGUCAAAAACAUAUAAUAUACAGCCAUUAAGAGGAAAUUAUUUGCGCGAACAGGCCAUUUUUACUCAGUGGAUUAAUGCUGAGUUAAAAAAAUCGUUGGCAGAGUUUCUGUGGGAGCUGCUCGCUUUAAAAGACAGAGGACACAAACAGUCUUCUGUGCAGUGAAAGCUGGAAAUCGUGCAUCAUUAGUUUACCUCCAGUUUGAGACGCAGGUCCGUCCGGGAUGAAAAGCGCGCGGGUUGUCGUGGUGGGAGGAGGUGUGAUCGGGUUCUCCACUGCUGUCUGCAUCGCUGAGUCUCUUCCUUUCUGCUCCGUCACUCUGCUGUCGGAGACGUUCAGCCCGGACACCACCAGCGAUGUAGCUGCUGGGCUCCUGUUUGCUGCAGAGUAUCCAGAUAUUCCCUUGGAAAGACAAAGACGCUGGUUCAAGUACAGCUUUGAUCACCUGUUGGCCAUCGCUGCAUCUGAACACUCACCGGAGGCUGGAGUCAUGCUGAGCUCUGGCUGGCAAAUUUUCAAGGACGUUCCAGCUGAUAAGAAGCCCUUCUGGUCAGAGUUUGUGAUCGGCUUUCGAUUCAUGACCGACGCCGAAUUGAAAAUAUUUCCUGGGCACAAGUUUGGCCACGCGUUCACCACCAUAAAAUGCGAAUGCUCCAGCUACCUGCCGUGGCUCGAGAAGAGGUUCAGAAAAGCCGGAGGUCGAGUGGAACAGAAGAAGGUCAACAGUCUUCACGAAUUAAGCAACAGCUAUGACAUCAUCGUCAACUGCACUGGUCUGGGCUCCAAAACGCUGGUGGGUGACGACAAGGUGUACCCGGUCAGAGGUCAGGUCCUUAAGGUGGAGGCCCCCUGGCUGAAGCACUUCAUCCGAGCCGGAGAUGGAAUGACCUACAUCUACCCCGGCAUAGACGCCGUCACUGUAGGCGGCACGAGGCAGGAGGGGGACUGGCGACUGCAGGUGGACGAAGGCGACACGAAGAGCAUCCUGGAGCGCUGCAGCAGGCUGGUGCCGUCCAUCGGCAAAGCCAAAGUGCUCAGCGAGUUGGCCGGUCUGAGGCCGACGAGGAGGAACCCGCGGGUGGAGAGGGAGGUGGUGCAGCUGCAGGGUCGUACGGUGCCCGUGGUCCACAACUACGGCCACGGAGGCUGGGGAGUCACCCUCGCCUGGGGCACCGCCCUGGACGCACUGGGGCUGGUCAGGCAGUGCCUUCACGAUAUGACGCAACGGGCUAAACUGUGAACUCAGUCAGUACGUUUACUCUGUGCCGAUAAAACGCCUUUAAAUAAUUCACGCUGGCAGUGAGAUUUAAAUCACUGACAGACAACAGAGCUGCAACGAUCAGUCGAUUCGUCGUCAUCUAUUAAAUUAAUUGCCAACCAAGUUUUGAUUAGCUGGAAUUUUUUAAGCAAAAAGAAAAAUUCUCUGGUUUCUAUACCCCUCUUUGACAAUAAACUGAAUACAUUUGGGUUACGACAAAAUUAGAUAUUAGAGGGAGUCAUCUUGGGCUUUUUGAAACACUGCUCGACAUUUUUACCAUUUUCUGACAUUUUAUAGACCAAACGACUAAUCGAUUAAUCGAGAAAGUAAUGGAUAGAUUAAUUGACAAUGAAAAUA